AUGCCCGAUCUUGUAAACACCAUGUCAAAUCUUUUGCUUAAGCUUCCUUUCUCCAGGAGGAUGGAGAUCGAGGCUGAUUACAUAGGGUUGUUGUUAAUGGCUUCAGCUGGGUAUGACCCGCGGGUCGCACCAAAGGUAUUUGAGAAGUUGGGUCAAGUUUCGGGUGAUUCGGCAUUGCGAGAUUACCUUUCUACCCAUCCAUCUGGAAAGAGGAGAAGCAAAUUGUUAUCUGAGGCAAGUGUAAUGCACGAAGCGGUUGCCAUAUAUCGAGAGGCCAUAGCAGGUAGAGAGGUUGAUGGUUUUUUCCUAUAGCUAAUGGUAUUCUAUUCAAACCAAAAACCAUCACUCGUAAAUUUGUAAUAACAGAUGUUGUAAUUGAUAGAAAACUAAUAGAAACAAGAAUAAAUGGGAGGCUACUUUUUUCCGUUUAUUGUUGGAGGAAAAAACUCAAUGAAAUACGUAGUAGAGAA
Molecule: messenger RNA, 470 nt
Organism: Lactuca virosa
Lineage: Eukaryota; Viridiplantae; Streptophyta; Magnoliopsida; Asterales; Asteraceae
Source: the annotation of a GenBank genome assembly